AUGGGGCUGGAGGCCCAGAAGCUGCCGGCCGUCGAGGAGGCCCCGGUGCGGGUGGCCCUGCGGGUGCGCCCGCUGCUGCCCAAGGAGCUGCUGCAUGGGCACCAGAGCUGCCUGAGGGUGGAGCCCGGGCACGGCCGGGUCACCCUGGGCCGAGACCGCCACUUCGGCUUCCACGUGGUGCUGGGCGAGGACGCGGGGCAGGAGGCCACGUACCAGGCCUGUGUGCAGCCCCUCCUGGAGGCUUUCUUUGAGGGCUUCAAUGCCACCGUCUUUGCCUACGGCCAGACCGGCUCCGGGAAGACCUACACCAUGGGCGAGGCCAGUGUGGCCUCCCUGCACGAGGACGAGCAGGGUGUCAUCCCGAGGGCCAUGGCGGAGGCCUUCAAGCUCAUCGACGAGAACGACCUGCUGGACUGCCUGGUGCACGUGUCCUACCUGGAAGUGUACAAGGAGGAGUUCAGGGACCUGCUGGAGGUGGGGACGGCCAGCCGCGACAUCCAGCUUCGGGAAGACGACCGGGGGAAUGUCGUGCUGUGCGGGGUGAAGGAGGUGGACGUGGAGGGCCUGGACGAGGUGCUGAGCCUCCUGGAGAUGGGGAACGCCGCGAGGCAUACCGGCGCCACGCACCUCAACCGCCUGUCCAGCCGCUCGCACACCGUCUUCACCGUGACCCUGGAGCAGCGCGGCCGCGUGCCCAGCCGCCUGCCGAGGCCCGCGGCCGGCCAGCUGCUGGUCUCCAAGUUCCACUUCGUGGACCUGGCGGGCUCGGAGAGGGUGCUCAAGACGGGCAGCACCGGCGAGCGGCUCAAGGAGAGCAUCCAGAUCAACAGCAGCCUCCUGGCGCUGGGCAACGUCAUCAGCGCCCUGGGCGACCCCCAGCGCCGCGGCAGCCACAUCCCUUACCGCGACUCCAAGAUCACCCGGAUCCUCAAGGACUCGCUGGGCGGCAACGCCAAGACGGUGAUGAUCGCCUGCGUGAGCCCCUCGGCCUCCGACUUCGACGAGACGCUCAACACCCUCAACUACGCCAGCCGCGCGCAGAACAUCCGCAACCGCGCCACGGUCAACUGGCGGCCCGAGGCCGAGCGCGCCCCUCUCCUUGCCCCACAGGAAGACGAGGGGGCUCUGCAGCUGCUGGCUCUGCAGAGCCAGGUGGCCCACCUGGAGGAGGAAAACCGGGACUUCCUGGCCGCGCUGGAGGACGCCAUGGAGCAGUACAAACUGCAGAGCGACCGGCUGCGUGCGCAGCAGGAGGAGAUGGCGGAGCUGCGGCUGCGGCUGGAGCUGGUGCGGCCUGGCUGGGGGGCCCCCGGGCUCCUGCGGGGCCUGCCCCCCCGCGCCUUCGUGCCCCGGCCCCACACAGCCCCCUCAGGGAGCGCCCAUGCCCACGUGCUGGGCGUGGCGCCUUCGGCUGGCCGCCCCGAGGACGGAGCCGGCCCUGAGAGCUGGGGCGAGGUGACAGCCGGCGGGGAGGCAGCCACCGUGCAGGUGGAGGGAGACAGGCAGGGAAGCGGGUCUUCGGCCGCCUCGGAGGAGGAGGAGGAGGAGGAGGAGGAGGAGGGGCCCCCGCGGGCCUUGCACUUGCGCAGAAACGGAAUCAGCAAGUGGAACCAGAGAGUGGGGGCCCCCCCGCAGAGCCCCUCACGCCAGAAGGGCACAGAGCUAUGCCUGGAGGAGCUGGGUGCUGCCAUCCCAGGGCCCAGAGGGGUCUGUGGGAGCCAGGCCCCUGCUGCCACGGCCUCUGAAUGGCGGCUGGCCCAAGCCCAGCGGAAGAUCCGGGAGCUGGCCAUCAACAUCCGCGUGAAGGAGGAGCUCAUCGGGGAGCUGGUCCGCACAGGGAAGGCGGCCCAGGCGCUGAACCGCCAGCACAGCCAGCGCAUCCGGGAGCUGGAGCAGGAGGCCGAGCGGGUGCGGGCCGAGCUGAGCGAGGGGCAGCGGCAGCUGCGGGAGCUGGAGGGCAGGGGGCCCCACGACGCCGGCCAGCGCUCCCAGCUCCAGGAGUUCCGCAAGAGGGUGGCCGCGGCCCAGAGCCAGGUGCAGGCGCUGCGGGAGAAGCAGCAGGCCACGGAGCGGCUGGCGUCGCUGUCGGCGCAGAGCGAGAAGCGGCUGCAGGAGCUGGAGAGGAGCGUGCAGCGCAUGCGCGUGCAGCAGGGGCAGCUGCAGCGGCGGCUGCGCGCGGAGACGGAGCAGAAGCGGCGCCUGGAGGCGGAGAUGAGCCGGCGGCAGCACCGCGUCAAGGAGCUGGAGCUGAAGCACGAGCAGCAGCAGAAGAUCCUGAAGAUCAAGACCGAGGAGAUCGCGGCCUUCCAGAGGAAGCGGCGCAGCGGCAGCAACGGCUCGGUGCUCAGCCUGGAGCAGCAGCAGAAGAUCGAGGAGCAGAAGAAGUGGCUGGACCAGGAGAUGGAGAAGGUCCUGCAGCAGCGGCGGGCGCUGGAGGGGCUGGGGCAGGAGCUGCGCAAGCGCGAGGCCAUCCUGGCCAAGAAGGAGGCGCUGGUGCAGGAGAGGACGGGGCUGGAGAGCAAGCGCCUGCGCUCCAGCCAGGCUCUCAACGAGGACAUCGCACGGGUGUGCAGCCGCCUGGAGCACCUGGAGAAGGCGCUGUCCGAGAAGAGUGGGCAGCUGCGGCAGGGCAGCGCCCAGGACCAGCAGCAGAUCCGCGGGGAGAUCGACGCCCUGCGGCAGGAGAAGGACUCACUGCUCAAGCAGCGGCUGGAGAUCGACGGCAAGCUGAGGCGGGUUUGCCGGGCCCGGCUCUGUGGGCGGAGGGCCACUGGGUUCCCGGGGCCUGGGCAGCAUCAAGCGGGCGGGUCUGGGCAGGUGGUGACCCUGCGGGAGGAGCAGCACCAGCAGCAGGUGGCCUUCUCGGAGCUGGAGAUGCAGCUGGAGGAGCAGCAGAGGCUGGUGUACUGGCUGGAGGUGGCCCUGGAGCGGCAGCGCCUGGAGAUGGACCGCCAGCUGACCCUGCAGCAGAAGGGGCACGAGCAGAACAUGCAGCUGCUGCUGCAGCAGGGCCGAGACCACCUCGGCGAGGCGGGCGUGGACAGCAGGAGGCAGUCCGAGGCCCGGACCCAGGCCCUGGAGAAGGAGCAGGGCCGCCACGUACGGGUGAACCAGGAGCUGAGGCAGGAGCUGAGGCAGGAGCUCGGCAGCCAGGGCGCAGCCCCGGGCCCGAGCCGGGGCCACGUUCUGCUGUCGUCACCGGGCGGGGAGAAGCAGAGCCCGGGCCCGGAGACCAGACGCCCCCCCGGGAGCGCGGAGGAGGUCGUGACUGCAGCUGGCCCAGGCGGCUGUCGGCAGCCUGGCUCCCAGCCCCUCACCCCCACCACCAGCUCCCACACGAGGGCAGGCUCUCACGGGUACCCCGAAGCCUCUGCGGGGGACCUGGCCAACUUGUCUUCAGUGCUUGCCCAGCUCCCGGGCAUCCCUGCCUCGGGGCGGCCCGCGGGGACCCCACAGCAGGCCUCCGAGCCUUAG
This is a messenger RNA of Condylura cristata (star-nosed mole), 3474 nucleotides long. RefSeq names its product kinesin family member 7 (gene KIF7). The record is from RefSeq and is a predicted model, not a curated record. Gene Ontology annotation, molecular function: ATP binding; microtubule binding; microtubule motor activity. Gene Ontology annotation, biological process: mitotic spindle organization; microtubule-based movement. The transcript is spliced from 19 exons. Bases 1 to 3474 code for a protein of 1157 amino acids. Lineage: Eukaryota; Metazoa; Chordata; Mammalia; Eulipotyphla; Talpidae.